CACGUCGAGCAAUGAUUAUGUGUGUGAACACGGCUGUGCAUUGCGGGGCAGUGUAGGGGAUUCCGGCAUACAGAGACACGUUGCAAUGGGACGACAUGAAAAUAUAUAUAUAUUGCAAGUGCCGGCUUGGGAAUCCACACCCGGGAGCAUCCUUUGCCACUCUCUACUCCAAUGCUAUGAAGUCCAUCAAACAGAAGCUGAAACGGCUCGAGGACAGGACGAAAAAAUGGAGACUCAACUCACGACGGCUCGUACGAAUAAUCAAGGGCAAGGUUAAAGCAGGCCGUGCGGGCACAUGCAAGGUGGAAGCAGUAGCCACGGGAACUUUUCCGCAGCUUCCGGUCGAGGUGUGGGAGAACGUGAUCAACCAUCUUUGGGAUGAUCAGGAUGCUUUGGAGGUGUGCAUUUGCGUCUGCCGAGCGUGGUACCCUCCGAGUCGCUUCCACUUGCACAGGCAGAUCAAUAUUGGGAGUGUCCAGGGUGUAAAGGCCUAUGUGAAGGUGCUGAAGCAGACGCCCGAGUGGUCGGGGUGGGCGCACGAUAUGACCGUAGGAUGCAAGGAUCUGUCAGUACUGUGGCCGGCGGCGCUCCUGCUCGCUCGCAAGCUGCCCCGGCUCGUGCGGCUCACAAUCAAGGAUUCAGAGUGGAAGCCAUGGACGAUGCACAAAGACAUCUUCCUGCAUCUUUCGGCGUUCUCCAUCACUCGCCUCGAUCUGUUUCAUGUCACAUUCCCAUCACUCACCGUCUUUGGGCGCCUCGUCUGCACCCUGCCAGGCCUGGUCGAGCUCAAAUGUGACCGUCUGAAUUUCACACAUGACCACUUCCACCAUGAGACAUUUGGUCUAUAUGACAAUCGCCUCAAGAUCAGGUCUUUGUCACUCCAAGGAGGUCUAUACGUGAGACCUAACAAACUCAUCGACUUUCUUGCUCAUCCUUGCAUCUCGAACACCUUGCAGAAACUCGUCAUCGAUGUUUCAAUCUAUAUCGCUGAAUCACAAUACGAAUGGGGAUGUCAGCGAUUGUUGGAUGCUGCAUCUGGCUCACUCUCAGAACUGCGAUUGGAUCUUCCGCCCUCAAUACCACGAGGAGACGAAAAGGUGUCUGCUGCAGCGCUAUCCUUCGCUUAUAAUACCUCACUGCGGAGACUAUGGCUAACAUUUUAUGAUAUUUCUCGAAACCUGGACCCGUUGAGUCAAGUCUUACUUUCAAUCAAGUCAGGCGAGCUCCGAGAAAUUGUGAUCGUAUUCCGUUGGAGUUCAAGCGCAAUCGAAAUCAAUGAAUUGAAGAACAAAAUGAAGGACUUGCUCACAAUCUAUAAGACUGCUCUCUACGAAAAGAUAGACAAAUAUCUUGCAUCUGACUCGUUCGGAGUGCUGAGCAGAGUAGAAUUUGCACUUUCACCCUGGCAUGUGCGAUUUGAAGGCCGCGUUGUGGACGAUACAGUGAUCAAGGAGCUGUGGAAGCAGAACCUUCCAUUGUUAUUCCCACGAUUGACCGAGCGAGGUAUCUUCCGCGCCACAGUGAGGGGACUUUGGUACGAAGGAAACUUUUGAUCACCACGGCCAUUAUAUCUCCAGCGGAUGCUUCUCGUCUUCAUGGGCUUGUCCGCACUCUGGCAACAUGCUGAAAUGGACCGCGAAAGCUUCUAUCCUCAUCUCUCCGGCUUUCCGAAGGGUCAUACGGUCCUGCACGUUCUUGAUUACCCAUCAUGGUUUCCUUCCGCAAGUCCCUACUCCAUCAUCUGCGAAUUCCAGCAUCUGAUACCCUGCGCACUGCCAUCGCCGUCCGCACACUCAGACAUCCCUGUUCUCCAUCUCGUCUCCAUCUCGUCUCUACCUCUUCCAGACCGUAUGCUCCGCCAGCAAUCCCUCAUCCCACGACCGCUAUAUUCCCAACUCAUACGCUCUCAAGUACGCGUUACUUGCUGGAAUCAACCCACAAGGUCUCCAUAGCAGCCAGGAGAUCUUGGUAAGAAUUCUAUAAAAGACGUCUAUCCGACCGUUUCGUCGUCUUCACGGCGAUGCAAGGAGCGCUUAUUCUACGGAGCU
This is a messenger RNA of Laetiporus sulphureus 93-53, 2048 nucleotides long. RefSeq lists its product as uncharacterized. The record is from RefSeq and is a predicted model, not a curated record. NCBI's taxonomy places the organism in Eukaryota, Fungi, Basidiomycota, Agaricomycetes, Polyporales, Laetiporaceae. The coding region runs from base 96 to 1553 and encodes 485 amino acids. Gene Ontology annotation, molecular function: protein binding. The transcript has 4 exons.